Molecule: messenger RNA, 705 nt
Organism: Diaporthe amygdali
Lineage: Eukaryota; Fungi; Ascomycota; Sordariomycetes; Diaporthales; Diaporthaceae
Exons: 2
Coding region: 1-705 (234 amino acids)
Molecular function (GO): acyltransferase activity, transferring groups other than amino-acyl groups
Source: RefSeq, a predicted model, not a curated record
AUGGAUGAUAUGAUCCGUGUCCGCAAGGCAGGCCCAGAGGAUGCUGACGCCGUCACCAAGGUCCUGAUAACGGCCAUGCCUCAAGACCGCGGGUGGUAUGACUAUCGAUUCCCCUACCGCGAGGAUCAUCCCGACGAUCACUCGAAGUUCUCGGGCAUCCUCGUCAAGACGUGGAUCUCGCCCGAGUUCGACGACUUGGUGGUCCUAGUGGCCGAGUGCUGGGACGCCUCGGCCGGGCGCUGGGAGGUGGCUUCGUUUGCGGUUUGGGACUUGACUUACCUGAACAUCAGGAAGUUCGGUGUCGGAUACAAACCGGCAAGUGCCGCAGACAUCCUCGCCCAAGCUGGCGCGGGGACCCGAAGGGAUGCGAACCCGUCACACGCGAGGGAACACUUCCGUGCGUACUACGAGGGGCGCACGGCUUUUCUGGACUCUCGCUUCGGGACAGAGCAAAUGCACCUGCAGGCAUUGGGGACGCACCCUUCAUACCUGCGGAGGGGCUUGGCCAGGAGAUUGUGUCAGUGGGGGAUGGACCAGGCUGCGAGGGAUGGCGCGGUGGUCACACUUGUGGCGAGCCCAAUGGGACGGAAUGUCUAUCCUCGACUUGGAUUUGAGGAACUCGGGAUCAUCACGGUACAGGUAGAGGGGGAAGAGGAGAAGACGGAACUAACUGCCAUGGCCUGGGAUCCGAAGAAGCACUCCUAG